AUGUGUUCCCAAGGAGAUGAAAAGGAAAGAGCUAUGAAAUUAUCCAUGGAGGCCAUAGAAAAGAUAGAAGGAGAGCUGAAAGGAAAUAAGUUUUUUGCAGGGGAAGCAAUUGGAUAUUUGGACAUUGCACUAGGGUGGACCACUUACUUGUUGCCUGUUUGGGAUGAAGUUGGCUCCAUGACAAUUGUUGACCCAUCAAAGUUUCCGGCCACCGUGGCAUGGAUGCACAACUUUCUCAACCACCCUGUGAUCAAGGACAAGCUACCACCAAGAGAGAAGAUGAUUGUGUAUUUUCGAUUGGCGUAGCUGAGAAGCAGCUGCCGCUAUAGCCUCAGCCGGGAAAUUAGGUCAAUAAAAAUUUACGAACAUUUUAUUCUACCAAAC
Molecule: messenger RNA, 384 nt
Organism: Ilex paraguariensis (yerba mate)
Lineage: Eukaryota; Viridiplantae; Streptophyta; Magnoliopsida; Aquifoliales; Aquifoliaceae
Source: the annotation of a GenBank genome assembly